This is a messenger RNA of Closterium sp. Yama58-4, 3207 nucleotides long. The record is from the annotation of a GenBank genome assembly. Lineage: Eukaryota; Viridiplantae; Streptophyta; Zygnematophyceae; Desmidiales; Closteriaceae.
AUGGUUGUUCUAGUCGCCGCGCGAGCCACUCAGCAGGGCCUCUUCCAGGCCAUCAGUUUCACCUCGUUUCUAUCACAUUCGUGCCUAAAACGAGGGCGACCAUGCGCGCUCCUCUCCCGCCUCCAUUCCGCCUCCCCAGCACUCCCCUCCCCGUCUAUCCUCCGCGUAUCCCCGCUCACGCUCCCCGCCAACGGCCUCCGCUCCCCAUUAAGUCCCGCGCCAUCGCCGCAAAUCGCGGAUGCCGAGUCGAAGAACCGACGUGGAGCCGCGUCCAAAUCUGCUCUCCUAACCUCCGCGCCGCUCUUACUCCUUCCGAGCCAACAACAGCAGGCGCCUCGUGGGGUCGCGGCUCGGGCUUCCUCUAAAUCCUCUCGAAUCGUCAAGGAUGCCUCUAAGAAAAAAGGCGGGAAAAUUGGUCUAGGAGGAUCCGGCCAGGAAGCGAAGCAGCAGCGAAGGGGGGGUAGCGGACACGGCGGCUCGGCUUUUGGAGCUAACGAGCUCACCGGCAACGGGGGUUUGCUCGAAGCGAAACCGUCCGAUUUGGGCGAUCUGGGUUUAUCCAAGGACGUGGACGCGGCGUGGCUUCUUAGCGGGUCCCGAGACAAUAUCGAGGAUGACGUGCCGGAUUCCCCGUUUCUAGACGCGGUCGUUAAGGUGUACUGUACGCACACGCAGCCGAAUUUCUCUCUGCCCUGGCAGAAGCGGCGGCAGUUUUCGUCGACGGGCAGCGGGUUCAUGAUUCCGGGCAGGCGAAUUUUGACGAACGCGCAUUGCGUGGAACACCACACGCAGGUGAAGCUGAAGCGACGCGGCGACGACACCAAGUUCGUCGCACGCGUGCUGGCGAUUGGAGUUGAGUGCGACAUUGCGUUACUCGCUGUGGACGACGAAUCGUUUUGGCAGGGCCGCCAACCCCUCAGGUUCGGCGGCCUCCCUCACUUGGAAGACGCAGUGACAGUGGUGGGGUACCCAGUGGGGGGCGACAGCAUAUCAGUCACCUCUGGGGUCGUCUCGCGCAUAGAAGUAACCGCAUAUGCUCACGGCGCGUCAGAGCUCCUAGGCGUGCAAAUCGACGCGGCAAUCAACCCCGGGAACAGUGGCGGCCCCGCUUUCAAUGACCGCGGGGAGUGCGUAGGGAUAGCGUUUCAGUCUCUAAAAGAUAGUGACACGGAGAAUAUUGGGUACAUUAUCCCGACGCCGGUCAUCUCGCAUUUUCUCGGGGAUUAUCGGCGGAACGGGCAGUACACCGGUUUUCCCGCGAUCGGAAUCCUCUGGCAGAGGCUGGAAAAUCCUGCGCUUCGGGCAGCUCUGAAAAUGUCGCCCGGGCAGAAGGGCGUUCUCGUGCGAAAAGUCGACCCGACGUCUAAAGCCCACGGGAUGCUACAGCAAGGGGAUGUGAUUAUGUCUUUUGACGGUGUACCGAUCGCUAGCGACGGCACCGUGCCUUUCCGAACCGGCGAGCGCAUCUCCUACGGGUUUCUGGUCAGCCAAAAGUUUUCCGGCGAGGUUGCCCGGCUGGAAAUUCUUCGUGACGGGCAGCUGAUGAAAGUUCAGGUGGAGCUGAAGCCGCCGAAACGGCUCAUUCCGGUCCACACGGGAGGGAAACCACCGACCUAUUUGAUUGUAGCAGGGCUUGUUUUCACUCCGGCGGUGCAGCCGUUUUUGCAGUCGGAGUAUGGGAGCGAGUUUGAGUUUGAGUCGCCGGUCUCGCUGCUGCAGAAGCUGCUGCAUGGGCAUGCGGAGCAUGAGGACGAAGAGGUGGUGGUGCUGAGUCAGGUGCUAGCGCACGAGGCUAAUAUAGGCUACGAGGACAUCACCAACACGUGCCUCGUGUCCCUCAACGGCACGCGGGUGCGCAACGUGCGGCAGCUGGCAGCGCUGGUGGACGCGUGCACAGCGGACUGGGAUAGCCAGCCGUUCAUGUGCUUUGAGCUGGAGCACCGGCAGCUGGUGGUGCUGGAAACUAAGAGUGUGCGGGCUGCCACGGCUGAUGCCAUGGCGGAUCACAGCAUACCCCGUCGCCGCCGCACGCGUCCGCAAGCCCUACAGGUGCAGAGGCGAUGCGCGCUCGCUGCGCUAACCCCUCCCCGCGAGAGCUCCCCCAGCCUGAUUCCGCCUUUCCCCAGCAUGGCCCACUCCCCCGAUGGAUCGCAGUCGCGCAAACUGCACCUUUCCUUGAACGUCCCUUCCCCCUCGUCACUUGCGCGAAAUCUCUCCCCCUCCUGCGCGCCACAAGCCCCCGCAACCUGUGCUGCCGCGGCGUCGUCCUCCGCUCACUCCGUCUACUCCCCCGGCCCCGCAUCCGCUCCCGCGGGUCCUCCUCAUCUUCCGCCUUCCGCCUCGCUUCUGCGCCGCGCAUCCGCGCCGACUCUUCCGGAGCCGCAGCAGGGCAUCGCGGUGGUAUCGAGAGCUUGCGCCGCCCGCGCUUCUGACAGCUACGGAACGCAAGCUGACGGGCAGAUGCGGCAGGGGCAGCAGAAGCAGCAGCAGAAGGAGCAGCAGAGGGAGCAGCGAAAGGAGCAGCGGAAGGAGCAGCACCGUGGGAGCGCCGACCACAUUCACCCUGCGCGUGACGCGCAGCCGCAACAGCCGCUUACCUUCGGGACUGACGAGCAAUGGGAGCGGAUCUUGGCUACGCGACGGGAGACUCGGCGCAGGGAUGCUACUAGAAUUAGUAUGGAUAGUAUCGAAGCGCGCGCCGGCACUAUCAGAGGCAGCACGACUGCUGCCGUAACUACUGCAGCGAUUGCUGGGCAGAGAAUGCAGCCGAUACGAGGGGGGCUACAGCGCUCCGGCGGAAGCUGCGACGUCGGGCGUCUCGUCUCAUCGAUGGACGCGCGCGAAUGCGACUCCCCGCCGGCGGGAACUCGCUCCGCGCACCGGCACGUUCCGCGGGCCGCCACCGGCUCCGCCGGGGUGAAACAGUCGGAGCGCCUGCGGCUGUCGAGGAGCGGCGGGAGCUGCGACAUGGCGCGGGUGGUGCAGAUGCUAGAGGACGAGAUGGACCGCGAGGAGCGCGACGCGCGGAAGGGGUGUGCCGCCGCCACGGGCACCGCCGCGGGGAAGCGGUCGGAGCGCCGCCUGCCCGCCGGUAGGGCAACACUGGCGGGGAGCGGCGGGAGCUGCGACAUGGCGCGAUUGGUGCAGAUGCUAGAGGACGAGAUGGAUCUCCGACGCACGCGUGCGCGAGGCCUUCUUGCUGCGUAA